Vitis vinifera (wine grape) is the source of this 1421-nucleotide messenger RNA. RefSeq lists its product as uncharacterized. Bases 1 to 1185 code for a protein of 394 amino acids. The transcript has 5 exons. NCBI's taxonomy places the organism in Eukaryota, Viridiplantae, Streptophyta, Magnoliopsida, Vitales, Vitaceae. The record is from RefSeq and is a predicted model, not a curated record. Gene Ontology annotation, biological process: cortical microtubule organization. Gene Ontology annotation, cellular component: cortical microtubule.
AUGAAGGGCGGUGGUCAGAGGAGACUCCUUUGUCCAAAACCUAAUGGUCACAAGGACAGAGAUGAAGAUCUUCUUCUAUUCAGAGAGAUUCAUAAACGUGAAAAAGAAAGAAUUGCCAGCCUCCUUCAACCCGUUUCUGAUGAGUUUGAACCCAAUUCUGGAAAUUAUCCCCUCUAUAGAAUUGCAUCUGCCAAGAAAGGAUCUGGAUAUGAAUUCCUUGCUGGAGGCAACAAAAAUGACUAUGAUUGGUUAAAAACGCCACCUGCAACUCCUCUAUUUCCAUCACUAGAAAUGGAAGCAAAUGCCCCAGACCUGGUAGUGCAUCGGGAGAUACCAAUUCUUCAACCUCUUUCCCGGUUUUCAAGCAAUUCAGAGGCACCAAAGGAAGGCAAUGGAAGAUCAUUAUCUCCAAGUCCAACGCCAAAGAUUCCUCCAAGAUCUACAACCCCAAGUGGGAGAUCAAGCAUUUCAUUAGCUGAAACCAAAAACCCCAAAGGACCGCUAAUUUUGAACCAAAAAGUGGGCAUUGAUCCCAGUAAAAGAUCAAACCUGGGCACUAUCACAUCAAAACCCACAACCCAACAAGAAAGCGACGCCAAUUUUAUCACUACAAAUCUUUUAAGAAACAUGGGAACAGAUUCAAAAAUGAAACCUACAAGUAGAGGUGUCUCACCUCUAGUGAGAACAAAAAUUCCAGCCCAGAUUCCCGGAUUUUCCGACGAAACACCUCCUAAUCUGAAGACAGAUCGGUCAUCUUCUGCUUCGCGUGGUCGCUCUUGCAAUCCAGUACUUUCCAGCCAUCAAAAAUCAGAUUCCACCGCAAAACCAAGGAGGCAAUUGUGUUCACCAAGUGUGGCUAGGAACCGGAAAGUGCAAUUUAAGCAAGAAAGUGAAGGAAAUUUGACUACUCAGAAAGGAAGAACUCAAACAGCAAACGGAGCACAAGUUCUAGGGAGUCGGAUGGUAGACAAGGUAAUGAAUGCUAGAAAAUCAGGUGCUGAAGAAAGAGAAACAAAGCCAAAUUUGCGAGGUUUGAUCACUGAGAACCCUGCUUAUGGGAGAACGACAUCCAAGAGUUCAUUGGAUAUGGCCCUCAAACACAUGGAUAUAAAACGAGAACAGAGUAAUUCAAGAAACAUUAGUCUUGGAAGAAGAUUUAAAACCAGUGGCAGCACUUCACAUUAAGAGCUUCUUGAUUGGAUAAGAUUCCCACUCUAAAGCAAGAAGCGGAGAACUCCAAGUUUAUAAGUUGAUUAAUGUGUUAGCCAGCAUUGAAGGUUUGCCAUCUUAUGGAUUAUGGUGAAGUUAAAGUUUUGGAACCUGCAAUAUGGACCACUUGUUUUAUCAUUAUGUGACCAUGCUUAUUAAUAUGUUUUCUGCAUUUAACAAAUAUUGAUAUGGUGUUCAAGUGGUUUUCUUUU